This is a messenger RNA of Nomascus leucogenys (northern white-cheeked gibbon), 7131 nucleotides long. RefSeq names its product histone deacetylase 9 (gene HDAC9). Gene Ontology annotation, molecular function: histone deacetylase activity. NCBI's taxonomy places the organism in Eukaryota, Metazoa, Chordata, Mammalia, Primates, Hylobatidae. Gene Ontology annotation, cellular component: histone deacetylase complex. Gene Ontology annotation, biological process: negative regulation of transcription by RNA polymerase II; chromatin organization. The record is from RefSeq and is a predicted model, not a curated record. The transcript has 27 exons. Bases 360 to 3635 code for a protein of 1091 amino acids.
ACAUCGCGCAGCGCGCACCGAGCCGGCCGCGCCGCGCCCGCCGCUCUCGCCGCGGUCUCCUCCUCUAGCGCCCGUCGCGGCCGGUAAAUCUCGGCUGAAGGAGCAGCGGCGGCCCCCGAGUCAACUUUCAUUCCCUUUUUGCUUCUGCCUCACCAUUCUCUUCUCCUCCUCGAAAGAUGGCUGUUUGGAGAAGGGGGAGAAGUUAGGAGGUCGCCGGCGCGGAGCGAAGGAGGGCGCGACAGCCUCAGCAGGAGCGGGCGGAGGUUUCUCCUCUGCCAACCCCUCCUGGAUCAUCGUCAGCAGUUGAACGACAAAGGCUGUGAAUCUGCAUCCUGGUUUUAGCAGUCCCUCUGAUUCUCAUGAUGAGCUCACCUGCACAGCCUGAUGGGGUGGCUGGACGAGAGCAGCUCUUGGCUCAGCAAAGAAUGCACAGUAUGAUCAGCUCAGUGGAUGUGAAGUCAGAAGUUCCUGUGGGCCUGGAGCCCAUCUCACCUUUAGACCUAAGGACAGACCUCAGGAUGAUGAUGCCCGUGGUGGACCCUGUUGUCCGUGAGAAGCAGUUGCAGCAGGAAUUACUUCUUAUCCAGCAGCAGCAACAAAUCCAGAAGCAGCUCCUGAUAGCAGAGUUUCAGAAACAGCAUGAAAACUUGACACGGCAGCACCAGGCUCAGCUUCAGGAGCAUAUCAAGUUGCAACAGGAACUUCUAGCCAUAAAACAGCAACAAGAACUCCUAGAAAAGGAGCAGAAACUGGAGCAGCAGAGGCAAGAACAGGAAGUAGAGAGGCAUCGCAGAGAACAGCAGCUUCCUCCUCUCAGAGGCAAAGAUAGAGGACGAGAAAGGGCAGUGGCAAGUACAGAAGUAAAGCAGAAGCUUCAAGAAUUCCUAUUGAGUAAAUCAGCAACGAAAGACACUCCAACUAAUGGAAAAAAUCAUUCCGUGAGCCGCCAUCCCAAGCUCUGGUACACGGCUGCCCACCACACAUCAUUGGAUCAAAGCUCUCCACCCCUUAGUGGAACAUCUCCAUCCUACAAGUACACAUUACCAGGAGCACAAGAUGCAAAGGAUGAUUUCCCCCUUCGAAAAACUGCCUCUGAGCCCAACUUGAAGGUGCGGUCCAGGUUAAAACAGAAAGUGGCAGAGAGGAGAAGCAGCCCCUUACUCAGGCGGAAGGAUGGAAAUGUUGUCACUUCAUUCAAGAAGCGAAUGUUUGAGGUGACAGAAUCCUCAGUCAGUAGCAGUUCUCCAGGCUCUGGUCCCAGUUCACCAAACAAUGGGCCAACUGGAAGUGUUACUGAAAAUGAGACUUCGGUUUUGCCCCCUACCCCUCAUGCUGAGCAAAUGGUUUCACAGCAACGCAUUCUAAUUCAUGAAGAUUCCAUGAACCUGCUAAGCCUUUAUACCUCUCCUUCUUUGCCCAACAUUACCUUGGGGCUUCCCGCAGUGCCAUCCCAGCUCAAUGCUUCGAAUUCACUCAAAGAAAAGCAGAAGUGUGAGACGCAGACGCUUAGGCAAGGUGUUCCUCUGCCUGGGCAGUAUGGAGGCAGCAUCCCGGCAUCUUCCAGCCACCCUCAUGUUACUUUAGAGGGAAAGCCACCCAACAGCAGCCACCAGGCUCUCCUGCAGCAUUUAUUAUUGAAAGAACAAAUGCGACAGCAAAAGCUUCUUGUAGCUGGUGGAGUUCCCUUACAUCCUCAGUCUCCCUUGGCAACAAAAGAGAGAAUUUCACCUGGCAUUAGAGGUACCCACAAAUUGCCCCGUCACAGACCCCUGAACCGAACCCAGUCUGCACCUUUGCCUCAGAGCACGUUGGCUCAGCUGGUCAUUCAACAGCAACACCAGCAAUUCUUGGAGAAGCAGAAGCAAUACCAGCAGCAGAUCCACAUGAACAAACUGCUUUCGAAAUCUAUUGAACAACUGAAGCAACCAGGCAGUCACCUUGAGGAAGCGGAGGAAGAGCUUCAGGGGGACCAGGCGAUGCAGGAAGACAGAGCGCCCUCUAGUGGCAACAGCACUAGGAGCGACAGCAGUGCUUGUGUGGAUGACACACUGGGACAAGUUGGGGCUGUGAAGGUCAAGGAGGAACCAGUGGACAGUGAUGAAGAUGCUCAGAUCCAGGAAAUGGAAUCUGGGGAGCAGGCUGCUUUUAUGCAACAGCCCUUCCUGGAACCCCCGCACACACGUGCGCUCUCUGUGCGCCAAGCUCCGCUGGCUGCGGUUGGCAUGGAUGGAUUAGAGAAACACCGUCUUGUCUCCAGGACUCACUCUUCCCCUGCUGCCUCUGUUUUACCUCACCCAGCAAUGGACCGCCCCCUCCAGCCUGGCUCUGCAACUGGAAUUGCCUAUGAUCCCUUGAUGCUGAAACACCAGUGCGUUUGUGGCAAUUCCACCACCCACCCUGAGCAUGCUGGACGAAUACAGAGUAUCUGGUCACGACUGCAAGAAACUGGGCUGCUAAAUAAAUGUGAGCGAAUUCAAGGUCGAAAAGCCAGCCUGGAGGAAAUACAGCUUGUUCAUUCUGAACAUCACUCACUGUUGUAUGGCACCAACCCCCUGGACGGACAGAAGCUGGACCCCAGGAUACUUCUAGGUGAUGACUCUCAAAAGUUUUUUUCCUCAUUACCUUGUGGUGGACUUGGGGUGGACAGUGACACCAUUUGGAAUGAGCUGCACUCGUCCGGUGCUGCACGCAUGGCUGUUGGCUGUGUCAUCGAGCUGGCUUCCAAAGUGGCCUCAGGAGAGCUGAAGAAUGGAUUUGCUGUUGUGAGGCCCCCUGGCCAUCACGCUGAAGAAUCCACAGCCAUGGGGUUCUGCUUUUUUAAUUCAGUUGCAAUUACCGCCAAAUACUUGAGAGACCAACUAAAUAUAAGCAAGAUAUUGAUUGUAGAUCUGGAUGUUCACCAUGGAAACGGUACCCAGCAGGCCUUUUAUGCUGACCCCAGCAUCCUGUACAUUUCACUCCAUCGCUAUGAUGAAGGGAACUUUUUCCCUGGCAGUGGAGCCCCAAAUGAGGUUGGAACAGGCCUUGGAGAAGGCUACAAUAUAAAUAUUGCCUGGACAGGUGGCCUUGAUCCUCCCAUGGGAGAUGUUGAGUACCUUGAAGCAUUCAGGACCAUCGUGAAGCCUGUGGCCAAAGAGUUUGAUCCAGACAUGGUCUUAGUAUCUGCUGGAUUUGAUGCAUUGGAAGGCCACACCCCUCCUCUAGGAGGGUACAAAGUGACGGCAAAAUGUUUUGGUCAUUUGACGAAGCAAUUGAUGACAUUGGCUGAUGGACGUGUGGUGUUGGCUCUAGAAGGAGGACAUGAUCUCACAGCCAUCUGUGAUGCAUCAGAAGCCUGUGUAAAUGCCCUUCUAGGAAAUGAGCUGGAGCCACUUGCAGAAGAUAUUCUCCACCAAAGCCCGAAUAUGAAUGCUGUUAUUUCUUUACAGAAGAUCAUCGAAAUUCAAAGCAAGUAUUGGAAGUCAGUAAGGAUGGUGGCUGUGCCAAGGGGCUGUGCUCUGGCUGGUGCUCAGUUGCAAGAGGAGACAGAGACCGUUUCUGCCCUGGCCUCCCUAACAGUGGAUGUGGAACAGCCCUUUGCUCAGGAAGACAGCAGAACUGCUGGUGAGCCUAUGGAAGAGGAGCCAGCCUUGUGAAGUGCCAAGUCCCCCUCUGAUAUUUCCUGUGUGUGACAUCAUUGUGUAUCCCCCCACCCCAGCACCCUCAGACAUGUCUUGUCUGCUGCCUGGGUGGCACAGAUUCAAUGGAACAUAAACACUGGGCACAAAAUUCUGAACAGCAGCUUCACUUGUUCUUUGGAUGGACUUGAAAGGGCAUUAAAGAUUCCUUAAACGUAACCGCUGUGAUUCUAGAGUUACAGUAAACCACGAUUGGAAGAAACUGCGUCCAGCAUGCUUUUAAUAUGCUGGGUGACCCACUCCUAGACACCAAGUUUGAACUAGAAACAUUCAGUACAGCCCUAGAUAUUGUUAAUUUCAGAAGCUAUGACAAGCCAGUGAAAUUUUGGGCAAAACCUGAGACAUAUUCAUUCCUGACAUUCUGAUCAGCUUUUUUUGGGGUAAUUUUUUUUUUCAAACAAACAGUCUUAACUUGUUUACAAGAUUUGCUUUUAGCUAUGAACGGAUCGUAAUUCCACCCAGAAUGUAAUGUUUCUUGUUUGUUUGUUUUGUUUUGUUAGGUUUUUUAUCUGAACUUUAACACACAGUUCAACUGUUCCUAGUAAAAGUUCAAGAUGGAGGAACUAGCAUGAAGCUUUUUUCAGUGGAAUAAACCACACCGUAUCUCGAAGUCCAAAUGCCAAAGGAACCUCACACACUGUAAUAGCGCAAUAUUUUAUAUCACUUUUUUUAAAACGUCCCCAACAUCUUUGUGUUCUCACACACAGGCGAUUUGCAAUUUUGCAAUUGUGUUGGAGAAUGAAGCCCCCCCCACCUCCCAGCCCCACAUACAUCCCUUGUUCUCAUGACAGUAGAUCUGAGCAAAUGUUCCACCAAGCAUUUUCAGUGUCUUUGAAAAGCAAGUAACUUUUCAAAGGUGGUCUUAAUUUGUUGCAUAUCUAUCAAGGACUUAUGCGCUCACCUUUCCUUUUCUGCCCUCUAUCAAUUUCUUUCUUCUUACCUUUCAUCAUUCAUUCCUUCCUUUAGAAAAACUGAAGAUUACCCAUAAUCUCCUCUAUUACUUGAGGGCCUUGACUAUUUAUUUUGUUUACUUUCCAGGUUAACACAGUUGUUUUGUCUGAUUGCGUUUUAUUAACUGUGAAGCCGCUGAGACGAAUAUCAUUAAGCAACGUUGCUAAAUUUUCUAUGUGUUUGAAAUGUGUUAAUGAAGGCACUGCUUAUUUGUAGUCACCUUGAAUUGACUUAACCUAGAAGUUGUGCCUUCAUGUGAAAAAAAACAAAAACAAAAAACAGCCUUUAAACAAGUUUCCUUAGUGUCAAAAGUUAAAAAUAAAGGACAUUUAUUUCUGAGAUAAAAAGUAACUUACUAAAUAUAAGGAGGUUAUCCUCCUACCUCCUAAAAUUCGAUUUCAACAUAUAACUCAAACACCUAGACAUAUUGAGGUAGAAUAUCUCACAGUAUUUAAUAUCUGACAAUGCUUUUGAAAGAGUUGAUGUUUCUUUUUAUAUAUUUUUCUAACUCAAAGGAUAUAUUAAAGCCAUAAGUGAAGAUUGUCAUGCUUUUAUUCAGAAAUCUGAAAGAAACCUUAAUUAAAACAAGGUUUUAGGGAAGGCCAUGAUAUGAAAGAUAUGGAACAAUGUGGUUUUAGUUAGAGAGGACUCUAACCUGUAAAUCAAAGAUGAAAGAUUUCACUCAAGUAGAAUUAUAUAACUCCCUUUGUUAUACAGUCAGACCAUAUUUUUCAUGCAUUUGGUUUUUUUAGGAUUACCAUUUUAAUUUUAAAGACUUUUAUUACAUAUACAAAAAUGGCUCAAUACUUGGUUUAACAUCUUAGAAAUUUGAGACACCCUUUGAAAUAGGAAAUCUGAAAUGGAAUGUAACUUAGUAUUAGGUAAAAAUUGCUUUCAUUGCAUAAGGGCAAAUUCAGUCUAGAUUCAUAGUAGUAAUCAAUUUUUUAUAAAUUUUAUUUUCAUGAUAUUUUCAUGAGAAAUUCAUACCAAUCAUAUUUGCUAGCUUAUGUUAUUUUGCAGUGAUUGCUUGAGGAUAUUUACUUAAAAAAAUAGUACAGCCAAAGGCUUAACAAAAGACUCUCCCCCGUUUUAAAAAGGAAACUCAUGUUUUAAUUAGAAAAAUAAUUGUAUAGUUUUAAAAUCAACUUCAUAAUUAUCUCUGUCAUUACUUUUUAGUCCUCCCAGAUAUUUUUUAGAUGUUGAAUAAGAAAACAGUGUAAUGCAAACAUACUAAUUUACUAGUUUCCUACAACAGUUUAGCCACAUGUUUAUGCCAAGCCAUUAAUCCGAUAAAGCCAAAUCACUAGGACAUCUCCAUGGUUAUUCAGAUUUAAAACUUGACACAUUAAUGAGUUAAUCACACAUUCUCCCAUGUGACACCAUACCCAAUUGGUUGCACUUAGAGUCUUUAAGAUACCUGGAGAAGCAAAUGAACUGGGGAGCGGAUUAUUCACAGCUGAAUGUAGUUGUAAGAACAGAAUGCCAGUGCUUUUUGAUUAUACCAUUAUAAGAUGGAGCAUAGCCCUGAGGGACAGAAUGGAGGCUUUCAGAAAAUAUCAACACUUCUUUUGAAAUAGACCAGCACUUUUUGAAAGGGUAGUUUCACUUGGUAUAGUUUUUCUUCACUUACACGGUUAAAUUGUAUUGCUCGCAAUUGUUCUGAAUAAGAGGCUAGAAGAGUAUUAUCAAUUUUGCAACUCUUUGUGAUCCUUACUUUGAAGGAAAAUCACAUAUGCUCUCUCCCGGUCUCAUGAUAUCUCAUACGGGGUGAAUAAAAAUGAUUUUUGAUAAAUCUACUAGUAAAUAAUACUAGGAAUUUAAUAAGCUGUCAAAUGUAGGUAUAAAAGAAGGCUUAAAAAUUAAUAUUCCCAACUGUAUAAUUUGGGGCUGCAUAUUAAACUAAAAAACACAGAUAGUUUUAUUAAAUAGUAACCAAAAUGGACUUAGAUAAAACCAGAGGCUAUGUUACCAUUGCUUAGUAAAUGGAAAGAACAUUUUGAGAUGAACUAUCUUUAAAUAUUUUACCAAGUUUAUAACAUCAAUAGUGGAGAUAGAAGUCAGCUUUGGAGAAAAGAGAGAUAUUUAUGAAAAAACCACUACAAAUCACAUUUCCGUUACCAAUCCUGGGGAUGGAAAUAUUGCCUUCAGUUUUUACUCCAACCCUACACGACACUCUCACUAACCUCUCACUGACAACAUCAUGGCCUUGAAAGCAGGGGAUCUCCUCCCACAAAGGCUUCAGAAAUUACGGUACUGGUCUCUCUUAAUAGUUUAGUCCUGCUUUAUUUCCAAAGGUCAAUUAUAAAGCCUCGUGGAUUUACUGGGUUCCUUUACAGACUCCAUAUGGAAGUAAAAUAGAAUGAGCAUUUGGAAAGUCCCCUGGGAAAAAAAUUCCUCUUCAAUCAGCAUUUUAAAACUUUUCUUUUUUUUGAGAUGGAGUUUUGCUCUUGGUGCCCAGGCUGGAGUGCAAUGGCACAAUCUCGGCUCACUGCAACCUCCGCCU